Peronospora farinosa is the source of this 951-nucleotide messenger RNA. The record is from the annotation of a GenBank genome assembly. NCBI's taxonomy places the organism in Eukaryota, Oomycota, Peronosporomycetes, Peronosporales, Peronosporaceae.
AUGCAACACGAUGAAGUAAUUUGGGGUGUCAUCUCCAAGCAAUUUUGUUCCUUCAAGAGCAAAUUACCAGGUACUGGUAAGAUGUUUUGUAGUAACUUGUACAAUGUUACGGGUUUAUGCAAUAAAACUGCAUGUCCAUUGGCCAAUAGUCGGUAUGCGACUAUUCGGGAAGAAAAUGGGGUUUGUUUUCUCUAUAUGAAGACAAUUGAACGUGCACAUACACCAAAUCGACUCUGGGAACGUGUGAAACUCAGUAAAAAUUACACGAAAUCAUUGGCUCAAAUUGACGCGCACCUUGAAUUUUGGCCUAAAAAACUUGUACACAAAAACAAACAAAGACUGACAAAAAUUCAUCAAUAUCUGAUGCGCAUGCGAAAACUCCUUCUCAAGACCAAACCAAAACUUGUCGUGAUUAACAAGAAAAUUGAUCGACGUGAAAAACGGCGCGAGAAAAAAGCCAUGGUUGCGGCAAAACUUGAUAAUUCCAUUGAAAAAGAAUUAUUGGAACGUCUUCAGAAAGGAACGUAUGGUGAUAUUUAUAAUUUCCCGGAACGUGAAUUUUCCAAUGUGCUUGAAAGUAAUGGAAAACGUCAGACAAUUGAGGAAGAAAGUGACGAUGAAAUUGAGUAUGAACUUGAUGGAGAAGAAGAAGAAGAAGAAGAAGAAGAGGAGGAGGAAGACGAGGAGGUUGGACAAGUGGAGUACGUUGAAGAUUUUGAUGACGAGGAGAGUGAUCUUGAGGAUUUGGGAGAUGAUUUUGCUGUAAAUGAUGAUGGAGAGAGCAAUGCGUCCGAUAGUGAAGAAGAAGUUUUGUCCAAGACUAAAAAACGGAAGACGAUUACGAGUUUAAAGAAGGAAAACAACAAGAAGAAGAAGAAAGUCAAGGGACCGUAUGUUGAGAUUGAGUACGAACAGGAGCAGGAGACGGCGGAUGGAGAAGUUGAUUGGUAA